Messenger RNA from Homarus americanus (American lobster), 873 nucleotides. RefSeq names its product collagen alpha-2(IX) chain-like. The transcript is spliced from 4 exons. Lineage: Eukaryota; Metazoa; Arthropoda; Malacostraca; Decapoda; Nephropidae. The record is from RefSeq and is a predicted model, not a curated record. The coding region runs from base 1 to 873 and encodes 290 amino acids.
AUGGGACUACCAGGGCCAUGGGCCUCAUGUGUCUACCCAGGGUGGCCACCAAAGGCCUACCAGGGCCAAAGGCCCCAUGAGACUACCACGUGGCCCACAAGGGCCCUACCAACGCCGGAGUACCCAUGGGACUACCAGGUGGUCCCCUGGGGCCUCACAGGUCUAGAGGCCCCAUGUAACAACCAGGGGCCCCCAGAGCCCUACCAGGACCAGGGGCUUCCAGGGUCCCUACCUGGGCAAGAGGCCCCAUGGGUCUACCAUGGGCAACCAGGGAUCCUAUCGCGGCCAGGGGGCCCAAGGGACUACCAGGGGGCCCCAGGGGCCUACCAGGGGCCACGGGCCCCAUAUGACUUCAAAGGGCCUCAAGGGGCCCUCCUUGGGCCAGAGGUGCCAUGUGACUACCAUGGGGCCCUAGGAGCCCCAUCGGAUCCAGGGGACCCAUGGGACUACCAGGGCCAGGAACUCCAUGAAACUACCAGGGACUUACUAGGGCCAAGAGCCCCGUGGGACUACCAGAGCGCUCCAGGGACCCCCAGGAGUCUACAAGGGCCAAGGACCCCAUGUGACUACCAAGGUGCCCCCAUGGGCCCUACCAGGGCCAGGAGCCCCUGGGAAUACCAGGGGCCCCCCAGACGACUACCAUGCGACCUUAGGAACCUACCAGGGCCAAGGGUCCCAUGCGACUUCCUGGCCCAGGGGCCCCAUGGGAAUAAAAUGUACCCCCUGGGCCUACCAGGGCCAGAGGCCAUAUGGGACUACCAGGAAGCUGAUGCCAUGAUGAGUACCUUGCCCUCACCCUUUUUGGGUACAUUCCCCCUGAUCCAUUUUGUAAGUCUGAACCCACCUUUCUUCAUCAACUGCCUAAGUCGGUGA